AUUCCUCUGCGUCCUGCGCUUCUGGCCGUGUCCAGCUGCGUCCGGGUAGGGGUCAUGGCUGCAAUUUUUUCCUCCUGCGGCAUAUGGAUAUGGUUCGCUUUAGCUUUCGGGCUCCGACAUUUUAGCUUCCCUAGUAUGGGGCUCCUCCCAAGACAACAACGUAGACUCCGACAUUUUAGCGUGUAAGCAGGAUGUAUGUGAAGCCUUGCAAGUGUGAGUUGUAGCAUUCGGGUUUGGAAUUCUGGGGCAUUACGUUUGUAAAUAGGAUGCAUAUCAAGCCUAGAGUGUGGGUUAUAGCAAUAAUGCUUGGAGUUCUAGGAUAUGGAGUUUUGUCAUGUGCCAUCAGUUUAGGCUAGAGAUUUCUGUGCAAAUAUGUUGAUGCCCAGCUUAUGACGGAGUUGCGUACUUUGUAACAAGUUUGAGAGAUUGAUGUGCUUUCUUGGAAAUUGAUACUGAAGCCAUACACCGAGGGUACAUAGUUUUGCGUAGCGGAAAAUUCCUUAGCCAACUGAUAUAUCUCUUCUGUUCUGUGUCUGCAAUGAGCAACCAGGGUUUCCUGAAACUAGUUUGAUCAGGAAUGAAGGGGUUCAAUUAAGUAUGGAAUGAAGCCUGGCUUGUCCAAUUUGAUGAAAUGAUGCUCUCUAAUUAGCAGCUAACCUUCUGAUGAUACUGUCCAGUUUCACCAUUUAUAUUAGAUUCUUGCGCUCUCAGUAGUUCUUGAUACUUUCUUAUCCUGCAAAUUGCUUCAAGUGUUUGGCUAACUUGUGUGUUAUUUUGUCUACUUUGCUUUCCUCCUUGGUGCUUGAUGCUGCUGCCCUGCCAUCCUACUCUUGGCGUGCGUCUUUACAGUGCUCGCUGGACUUGCGUGUAUGUUCUCCACGAGCGUUCUUUUGCAAAUCCUGGCAUGUGCUUUGUACAACAACUGGUGGCCUAUGUUAGCAGCACUCAUGUAUAUCAUUGUGCCAAUGCCAUGCCUGUUCUUUGGCGACGGAUCCACACGGUUCUUGAGUAGCGGAGAGGGUGGAGCAUGGAUGAAAGCAGCAAAGUUCCUGACCGGCAUGUCUGCCAUGGGAAGCCUCGCAAUCCCGGCGAUCCUGAGGCACGCUGGCCUGAUCGAGACGGGGGCCAUGUUCAUCGAGUUCACCUCCUUCUUCAUCCUCGUGUGCACGGUGCUGUGCUUCCACAGGGCCACCCUGGACGAGGAGUGGUAAAGGCUCGCGCAAAACCACAAGGAGUGCCCUAGAGAAGAACGUCUGUUAGGAUGUCGAAAGAAAUCCCUUGGUGGGAGGGAGCUAACGUGGAACUGUGUACAAAGAAGCGCGCAUCAAGCGCUUGACCACUGUAUUUAUGUAUACGCGUACCCGAGAUAAUCUAGUUGGUAAUCCGCGUUGAACCGGUCGUGUAAAGCAUAUGAUCUGGCGCAGUUGAUAGACGCAAAGCUGUCUUUUCUAUGGUUGGUUUGCCACUUGUGCAUUCAGAAUCUGCACUUGCAGCAUGGUACAAACUAUUGGAUGGAAUGAAGCGACAAGGUUUUGUUUGGA
Hordeum vulgare subsp. vulgare (domesticated barley) is the source of this 1541-nucleotide messenger RNA. RefSeq names its product vacuolar protein sorting-associated protein 55 homolog. NCBI's taxonomy places the organism in Eukaryota, Viridiplantae, Streptophyta, Magnoliopsida, Poales, Poaceae. Gene Ontology annotation, cellular component: endosome. The coding region runs from base 870 to 1211 and encodes 113 amino acids. The record is from RefSeq and is a predicted model, not a curated record. The transcript has 5 exons. Gene Ontology annotation, biological process: late endosome to vacuole transport via multivesicular body sorting pathway.